Penicillium soppii is the source of this 555-nucleotide messenger RNA. Its product is annotated as MFS general substrate transporter. The record is from RefSeq and is a predicted model, not a curated record. Lineage: Eukaryota; Fungi; Ascomycota; Eurotiomycetes; Eurotiales; Aspergillaceae. Bases 1 to 555 code for a protein of 184 amino acids. The transcript is spliced from 2 exons.
AUGGAUUACUUUAGCAUCAAUGGUCACGCGAAUAGUCUUCCACUAAGUGUGUCAGUAACUCCUUCCUUAGCUAUCACGCCCCUGGGUCUGGUCAUUGCGAUACCCCGCUGCAAAUUGCCCUAUCAACAUCAAAUCUCUAGACAGGGAGAAUUCCAUUAUCAAUCUUCGAUUUAUUUGAAAAUACCCAAAAAAAUGUCCCCACUAAUAGAAACCGCACCGCCAAAUACGAAAGAAUGUUUCGACCAGUCAUCUUUAGGAGAUCCCAAAACUCCGUCUCAGUCCCAGUGUCAAGCACAAUCUCAAAACCAAUCUGAAUGCGAUUGCACAGAGAAAAAAGAUGUAUCAAACAUUUCAGCACCGACCGACCCCGAAACAGGGCAACAGAGCCGGAAGGGAAAGCCUCUGUCAUUCUAUCUUGCAUUUAUAGCUUUGCUAUUAAUGGUAUUUUUGGUGUCCCUGGAUGCCACCACGUUGGCCGUGGCAAUCCCGGCCAUCAUCGAUGAACUUUCCGGCACGACUUUGACCGCGUUUUGGGCCAACAUCUCUUUACAGUAG